This is a messenger RNA of Rhizopus microsporus ATCC 52813, 1747 nucleotides long. Its product is annotated as DEAD-domain-containing protein. Gene Ontology annotation, molecular function: RNA helicase activity; ATP binding; mRNA binding. Gene Ontology annotation, cellular component: P-body; cytoplasmic stress granule. Gene Ontology annotation, biological process: cytoplasmic stress granule assembly; P-body assembly. Bases 206 to 1747 code for a protein of 513 amino acids. The record is from RefSeq and is a predicted model, not a curated record. The transcript is spliced from 5 exons. NCBI's taxonomy places the organism in Eukaryota, Fungi, Mucoromycota, Mucoromycetes, Mucorales, Rhizopodaceae.
CUUUUUUUAAGAAAGCCCCAGAAAGCUAAAUCAUAAUCAAAAGGAUUCUGAAUGUGCUUACUCUGUAUAUGAGUGCAAACAGAAAUUCCAAAUCUUUGGGGUGACAUCACGGUGUGUUGGCUUUAAAAAUUGUAUUUUUUUUUUUUAACACUGCCUUACUGUUUGCGUAAGUCUCCCUUUUUUUUUCUUUUUUAUAUCAAAAAAAAUGAUGAACAACUCUAUGACAACUCCUCAACAAUUAAGUAAUCACGAUAAUAAUGAAUGGAAACAAAAUUUGAUGCUUCCAAAAAAAGAUACACGACCACAAACAGAGGAUGUAACAGCUACAAAAGGAAAUGAAUUCGAAGAUUAUUUUUUGAAAAGAGAACUAUUGAUGGGUAUUUUUGAAGCUGGCUUUGAACGACCCUCACCCAUCCAAGAAGAGGCUAUCCCUAUUGCUUUAGCAGGCCGUGAUGUACUUGCAAGAGCCAAAAACGGUACAGGAAAAACUGCUGCAUUUGUCAUUCCAACCUUAGAAAAGAUAAACAACAAAAUAUCCAAGAUUCAAGCUCUAUUGCUUGUCCCUACACGUGAAUUAGCAUUACAAACAGCACAAGUAUGCAAAACGUUGGGUAAGCACUUGAAUAUUCAAGUGAUGGUGACUACAGGAGGUACCACUUUAAAGGAUGAUAUUUUGCGUCUGGGUGAAACUGUGCACAUCGUCGUUGGUACACCAGGUCGUAUUCUCGAUCUUGCUUCAAAAGGCGUGGCUGAUUUCAGUGAAGCUACAACAUUUGUCAUGGAUGAAGCCGAUAAACUGUUAUCACCAGAAUUCUCCCCUAUUAUUGAUCAGCUAAUUGCCUUUUUCCCAAGUAAUCGACAGAUUAUGCUCUUCAGUGCCACUUUCCCAAUGAUUGUAAAGAACUUUAAGGAUAAGCAUCUUACCAAGCCUUAUGAAAUUAACCUGAUGGAUGAGCUGACAUUGCGUGGUGUUACUCAAUACUACGCAUUUGUGGAAGAAAAACAAAAGGUUCACUGUUUGAAUACGCUUUUCUCAAAGCUUCAAAUCAAUCAAUCCAUCAUCUUUUGUAAUUCUACCAAUCGAGUCGAGUUAUUGGCCAAGAAAAUCACUGAAUUAGGUUAUUCUUGCUUCUAUUCCCAUGCUAAAAUGCUCCAAAGUCACCGUAACCGUGUAUUUCAUGAUUUCAGAAACGGGGUUUGUCGUAACUUGGUGUGCUCAGAUCUCUUAACUCGUGGUAUCGAUAUUCAAGCAGUCAACGUCGUCAUUAACUUUGAUUUCCCCAAGAAUGCUGAAACCUAUUUACAUCGUAUUGGUCGUUCAGGCAGAUUUGGUCACCUUGGUUUAGCUAUCAACUUGAUUACUUAUGAAGAUCGAUUCAAUCUGUAUAAGAUUGAGCGUGAAUUGGGUACUGAAAUUCAACCUAUUCCACCAGUAAUCGACAAGACGUUGUAUGUUGCUCCUAAUGCUCUUGAUAAUGCCGAAGUUCAGCAACCUAAUCGUCAAUUAGCUAUGGCUACUCGUCAGCAACAACAACAGAGAGUAUCUCAGCCUGAACAACAACAACAACAACAACAACAACAAUUCCAACAAUUCCAACAGUUUCAACAAUUUCAACAACUUCAGCAACUUCAACAGCCUCAGCAGCAGCAGCAACACUAUCAACGUAGAAACUACCAUCAAUCAUCACGCGGUGGAUAUAAUCAUUAUAGAGGAGGACGUCAACAUAUGGGCUCAAGAGGGCAUUAG